GUGAAAAAAACUGCAGAACACUCCAAGCAAACUGAUUUCUGAAGUUCUUAACAUCAGCUUGGAUGGUUUAGAGGAAAAUGAGAGGGCCAUUUUUCUGGAUAUUGCAUGCUUUUUCAUAGGAGAGGACAACGAGUAUGUGAAGAAGAUCCUAGAAGCUUGUGACCUGCAUCCAGAUAUUGGAAUUCGAGUUCUUGUGGAGAAGUCCCUUGUUGCUGUUGAUAUGGACAAGCUUUGGAUGCAUGAUUUGAUUCAAGAAAUGGCCAAAGAAAUUGUUCUAUCUGAAUCCCCAAAAGAUCCUUGUCAACGGAGCAGAUUAUGGUUUCAUCAAGAUGUUCUUCAAGUACUGAAAGAACAAAAGGAAAGGAACAACAUAGAAUGCAUAAGGCUAGACAUGCCUGAAGCAGAAAAUGUGAAGAUCAGUGGCAAAGCCUUGGAGAAAAUGAAAAAGCUUAGAAUUCUUAUGGUUGGUAAUGCAAACAUUUCAGAUGGUAUUCCAUAUCUGUCUGAUGAGCUAAGGUUAAUUGACUGGUCAAGAUACCCUUCUUCAACUCUGCCACCAAACUUCUACCCAAAGAGGCUUGUUUCUUUAAAGAUGAAUCAUGGCCGCAUCAAACAUUUAUGGAAGGGAGUCAAGAUAUUUCGAGAUCUGAAGUUUUUAUCCUUUAGCUGCUGCGAAUACCUCUCGGAAAUUCCAAACUUGUCAUUGAUUCCACAGGUUGAGAGUUUGAGUCUAGACCAUUGCAAAAGCCUAGUGGAAGUUCACGAGUCUGUGGGAUCUCUUGAGAAGCUUGUCACCUUAAAACUUGUUUUCUGCUCGAAUCUCAAGACUCUUCCAUGUCGUUUCAAGUUAAAGUCUCUACGCUCUCUUCUCCUUACAGGCUGCUCAAACAUCCGAAACUUCCCUGAGAUUGUUGAGAAAAUGGCAAGUGUUGAAGAAGUCCUUCUCGAAGGGACUUCUAUAAAAGCAUUGCCUCAAUCAACAGAAUAUCUGAUUGGUCUAGAAGUGUUGCUGUUGGAUUCUUGUCAAAAGCUUGAGCAUCUCCCUUGCAGCAUUGAGAAAUUGCAGUGCCUUGUUAGUCUCUCUCUCUCAAACUGCCCUAGAAUUAGAGAGCUUCCAAAGCUUCCACUGAAUACAAGAUUCAUGUGGACAAAUAAUUGUAGAUCAUUGCAAAAGUUUCCAAAUUUAUACAGCACAUCAAGUUCUAUUCCUGGUCUAGACGACUUCCAACGUUCAUAUCAUAUGAGUUUCAUCAACUGCCAUAAUCUGAUCCAUAAACAAGUCCAAGACCAGAUAACAAAUCGUUUAUUUGAUGAGGCAUCUCAAUAUGAAAUCAUGCUUCCUGGUGGCACGGUCCCAUAUUGGCAUGACCAUCACAGUACUAAUGGAUCGAUAUCUCUUGAGGUGGCUUCAAGGUUUAAUGGUAAGCCAGUGGAGUUGUUUUUUGGUGCUGUUUUUGAUGUGAACAAGACGUCUAACAAUACUUUUCCAACUGGUGCAUUUUCAUUUUUUGUUGAGUUGGCCAUCAAUAAUCACAAAACUCUUGCCAUAGCCAGAACAUUUGAUUCACUGGAGACAAGUCACGUGUGGCUAACAAAGAUUAAUUUUGGUAAUGUGUUGCGGCCCUUCCUGUGGCCAUUCAACCAUGAUAUGCAUUAUUGGAAUCAGUUUGUGGUUUCAUUUGGGUUCUCUCAAGUAUCACCAAAUGUGAAACUAAACGCAGUCCUGAAAUUCUGUGGGUUCCAUAUUUCGUGCAAGCAGGAUGGGUAUUCAAUUGAUCAUACUUUGGUCAAAAUAUGAAUGAUAACAGUUAACCACACCAUGGACGUGUGUAUUUGUGUAAAGGGUAUCUGAUUGAUAACUUGUUUCAUUAUGAUUAGGAUGUCAAAACUACUUAUGGUUGUAAUAUGAUGAUUACCCUAGCGAUUUAAAAUUAA
This is a messenger RNA of Prosopis cineraria, 1935 nucleotides long. Its product is annotated as disease resistance-like protein DSC1. The record is from RefSeq and is a predicted model, not a curated record. Gene Ontology annotation, biological process: defense response. Lineage: Eukaryota; Viridiplantae; Streptophyta; Magnoliopsida; Fabales; Fabaceae. The transcript is spliced from 4 exons. Bases 221 to 1798 code for a protein of 525 amino acids.